Messenger RNA from Symsagittifera roscoffensis, 1626 nucleotides. RefSeq lists its product as uncharacterized. The coding region runs from base 72 to 1520 and encodes 482 amino acids. The record is from RefSeq and is a predicted model, not a curated record. The transcript has 2 exons. NCBI's taxonomy places the organism in Eukaryota, Metazoa, Xenacoelomorpha, Acoela, Convolutidae.
UGAAUGUGGUUAACCGAGAGUUCGCUGGUCUAUAGUUCUGUUGAAGCCAUUUGGUUUUCAAUCUUAAUAUCAUGAAGUCAGUUAUUUCCCUUCUCUAUUUUUCAACAUUGUUGUUUCUGGUUUCUGGCUCAUCACUGGCUUGUAUAAGUCCAGAUGCGUCUCGUUUGCCCUUCCACAAGCCCGAAUAUGUGGAAGGCCACUGGAAGAUUGGAAGCAGUUCGGAGAAACGCUGGGGGCCUCUGCGGUCGGCAAAAUUAACAGUCGAAGUUGAAAUCAAUGAUAUGGGUGUGCUGAAACUGCGUCCAGUAGAAGAGAAAACAUCACUACACCCGUCGCAAAUUGUUCGCUUUGAAGAAUUGAGUUCCAUCAAUAAUUUUACAGUACACUUCUUGAACUCGGAGCAAAGCCAAGUUCUUUUGCGUGCAUGCAUUGGAGCUGACAAAUUCCGUCGGAGUGUUCUCCUGAGGCUUGACCGAGAGCUUCAAUCUGAGCAAACUAAGUUGCCAAAUGUCCAUAGAAAAGACCAUGAUAACAAACCUAAGAAAAAAGAUGCCGAGCCAAACUAUGAAAAAGGCCAUGAUACCAAACCCGAGAUAAAGGAAGAGCAAGCAAACUCUGAAAAAAGCCAUGAAGAAAAUCCCAAGCAACCAAAAGCGGAAUCAAGCCAUCGAAAAGGCCAUGACGAAAAUGACAGAGAACGUGAUGAUGAAAUCCAUAGAAAAGGCCAUGACGAAUACCAUAGAAAAGACCAUGACGAAAACCUUAGAAAAGGCGAGGACGGAAAUCAUAGAAAAGACCAUGGCAAAAAUGACAGAGAACGUGAUGACGAAAAUAAUAGGAAAAGCCAUGACGAAAAUGGCAAAGAACGUGAUGACGAAAACCAUAGAAAAUUCCACGACGAAUACCAUAGAAAAGACCAUGACGAAAACCAUAGAAAAGGUGAGGACGGAAAUAAUAGAAAAAGCCAUGACGAAAAUGACAGAGAACGUGAUGACGUAAAUCAUAGAAAAGGCCAUGACAAAAACCAUCGAAAAGGCGAAGACGGAAAUCAUAGACAAGGUCAUGACGAAAAUGACAGAGAACGUGAUGAAGAAAAUCAUAGAGAAGGCCAUGACGAAAAUGACAGAAAACGUGAUGACGAAAGCCAUAGAAAAUUCCAUGACGAAUACCAUAGAAAAGGCCAUGAAGCAAACCAUAGAAAAGGCGAGGACGGAAAUCAUAGAAAAGGCCAUGACGAAAAUGACAGAGAACGUGAUGAAGUAAAUCAUAGAAAAGGCCAAGACGAAAACCAUAGAAAUUUCCACGAUGAAAACCAUAGAAAAGGCCAUGACGAAAACCAUAGAAAAAGCGAGGAGGGAAACCAUAAAAAAGGCCGUGAUGAAGAUCACACUCAGGAAAAAACAUCAGAAGACCACAAUAAACAAGGCCACGAAGAAAGCUCCAAUGAAACACAUAGAAAUGCCAAAAAAGAGAAACCCGGUUUCAUGGCCAGACUGUUUCCCUCGCAAAUGUUCAUUUAAAGAACCAAUUUAAAACUGAUUGAUCAUGACUCAAGUUAUAAAGGAAAGAAUCAUAUUCAGCUUGUAAUAAUCCAUUAGUUUCAAUUCAAUGAACUUUUCACACCAA